AUGGCCUACAAUGAGCUGAUAGCGACCGUCACCCUCGUGGGAAGCCUGCUCUCUUUCGUGGCCACAUCCUGCGUCCUGAUCUCCUACAUCGUCUAUCACGAGCAGCAACGCUCGUUUCGCCAUGCCCUUGUUCUCAACCUUGCGCUUGCCGAAUUCAUCAACUCCCUGAACAACUCCAUAUCCGGUAUAAUAAACGUCGCAAACCACGGUCUCUCACCGAGCCCGGCAUGCACGUUCAACGGAUGGAUCGGACAGUUGUCUGUGCAGGCCGCAGACUUCUCCAUCCUCGCCAUCGCUCUGGUGACGGUCCUCACCAUCACCCGCAAGACGUACAUGCCCAACGCGUCGCUCGGCAGGAAAGCCAUGAUCUGCGCAUCCGUGUGGAUCGUCCCCCUCAUCACCAGUACCACCGCGGCAGGCCUGCAGACGAUGGCGCCAGUGAGCGGGAACUGGUGCUGGAUCUCGUCCUCUCGCACCGACCUGCGGUACGCGUUGGGGCACGGCUGGCGGUUCGCCAUCAUGUUCGUCACCAUCGGCGUGUACGUCUACGUGUGGUGGUACAUGCGGCAGCACUUCCAGAUGAUGGCGGGGACGACGCACGCCGAGGCCAAGGACUCGACGGCCGGGCUGAACCCGGCUUCUUCUGCCGGCGGUUCGUGGAGGGCGAGCUUCACGGCGACGUUGAGGAGGAAGAGCAACGGCAGCGGCCUCCUCGUCACCACCAAAGAGAAGAUCAUGGGAAGCAGGAAAGGCUCGGCGGCGAGCUAUGACGACGACGACGACUACGACGACGUUGACGUUGACGACGACUAUCGCAAGGAUCAGCUGCAGCUGGAGUACGUGCGGAUGACGACGCAAAAAGGCCAAACCCACAACGUCCUCGGAUUCGACGCGAACCCCAACUUCACUUUCGCCGCACGCGCCAAGCCCGCAGACGUGGAAGAGCAGGCCGUCGCACCGGACGCGGCAGUGAGGGACGACUGGCCUCUGCCCCCGCCCGAUCGCGUCCACCACCGCGAUGAGCGCACUCGGUCCUCGGACGCGCACCGUCCCUCCCACCCCCAUGCGGCGGCCUCCCUCCCUUCCCCCACGAUCUCCACCUUCGCGGCCGCGCAGUCGCACCAGGUCGCGCGCGAGAUCCGGCGCAUGCUCCUGCUCAACGCGUAUCCGACCAUGUGGGUGCUCCUCUGGCUGCCGGGCAUGGUGAACCGGCUCAUCGAGGCGAGCGGGCACGACAGCAAGACGCUGGCGGUGCUGCAGAGCAGCAGUCAGUACGUCGGGUUCGCCAACGCGUUGACGUACGGGUUCAACGAGCACAUGCGGGGGGAGAUACGGGGGGAUGUGGGGAGGAGGGUGCGCAGGUGGAUUCGCUGGCGAUGA
Molecule: messenger RNA, 1380 nt
Organism: Diplodia corticola
Lineage: Eukaryota; Fungi; Ascomycota; Dothideomycetes; Botryosphaeriales; Botryosphaeriaceae
Product: glucose receptor git3 protein
Exons: 4
Coding region: 1-1380 (459 amino acids)
Biological process (GO): adenylate cyclase-activating G protein-coupled receptor signaling pathway
Cellular component (GO): plasma membrane
Molecular function (GO): G protein-coupled receptor activity
Source: RefSeq, a predicted model, not a curated record